AAUCCUUUGGCGCCGAUGCAGGACACCCUGUGCCAGCUGCAGAACGAGACAGCGGCGACGAAUCCCGCGGCACAGCCGCAGAGAGCGGCCAACAUGUACUACAUGACGAAGCUUCAGAUCAGAUCAGAGAACGUUUGCCUGCGACCAUGGUCCUUCGAGCGCGUGCCGAACAAGAUGAUCCGGGGCCUGGACAACGCUCUCAUCUACACAUCGACGAAGGAGGCCUGUCUCGCGGCUUGCCUCAACGAGCACCGGUUCACCUGUCGAUCCGUCGAGUACAACUACGUCACUCUGCAGUGUCAUCUGAGCGACUCCGACCGGAGAACCACCGGCCAAUACGUGCAGUUCGUGGACGCCCAGGGGGUGGAUUACUUCGAGAACCUGUGUCUGAAAGAGGCGUGCAAAUCUCAGAGGAUCUUCCAGAUGCCGCGAAUCGGCGUGGCCGACGAUAAGGUUGCGCAGUACGCGGGGUUGCAUUAUUACACGGACAAAGAGCUGCAAGUUCAGAGCGAGUCCGCGUGCAGAUUGGCCUGCGAGAUCGAGAACGAGUUCCUCUGCAGAUCUUUCCUGUACCGCGGCGCCCCUCAGGGAUCCGCGUACAAUUGCCAGCUGUUCCAUCUGGAUCAUUGGACUCUUCCAGAUGGCCCCUCGACGUACCUGAACGCGGAACGGCCGCUGAUCGAUAACGGCGAGCGGGUUGGAACUUACUUCGAGAACUACUGCGAAAAGGGUACGGGCCCGGUCGCGGACCCGCUGCCGGUCGUCUUCGAGACUACCGAAGAUCCGACGAUAAAUAACCUGACGAGGAAUGACAUAAACUGCGAUAAAACUGGUACUUGCUACGAUGUAUCCGUCGACUGCAAAGACACGCGAAUUGCCGUCCAGGUUCGUACGAACAAGCCGUUUAACGGCCGCAUUUACGCUCUCGGCCGCUCGGAAACCUGUAACAUCGAUGUGAUUAAUAGCGAUCUCUUCAGGCUCGAUCUGACCAUGAGCGGACAGGACUGUAACACCCAAAGCGUGACUGGCAUCUACUCCAACACGGUCGUCCUCCAGCAUCAUUCCGUGGUGAUGACCAAGGCUGAUAAGAUCUACAAGGUGAAGUGCACGUACGACAUGUCCUCGAAGAACAUCACCUUCGGGAUGAUGCCCAUCAGGGACCCGGAAAUGAUCAGCAUCACCAGUGCACCGGAGGCCCCUCCGCCAAGGAUCCGUAUCCUCGACAGCAGGUCCAGGGAAGUCGAGACUGUCCGUAUAGGAGACAAGUUGACAUUCAGAAUCGAAAUCCCGGAAGACACUCCCUAUGGAAUCUUCGCCCGAAGCUGCGUCGCCAUGGCGAAGGACUCGAAAAGCACUUUCCAGAUCAUCGACGACGAAGGAUGUCCAGUGGAUCCAUCGAUCUUCCCGAGUUUCACACCUGACGGAAACGCCCUUCAAUCUGUGUACGAGGCGUUUAGAUUCACCGAGUCUUACGGCGUGAUCUUCCAAUGCAACGUGAAGUACUGCCUGGGACCGUGCGAGCCGGCUGUCUGCGAGUGGGGAAGAGAAUCCGUAGAGUCAUGGGGCAAGAGGCGUCGAAGAAGCAUCGCGAACGCGACGGAGGAAAAGGCGGAGGACAUGACGCUGUCUCAGGAAAUCCUCGUCCUCGACUUUGGCGAUGAGAAACAGUCGGACUUUUUGAAGAGCGAUGCCAGCAUAGACUUCAACGAAGCCGACAAAACGGUGACCAUAGUGGAACCCUGUCCAACGAAGACCUCGGUGCUGGUCCUGGGCGUGACGUGCGCCCUGCUGGUCCUCAUCUACAUCUCCACCAUCUUUUGCUACUACAUGAAGAAAUGGCUGUCACCCCGCAAGAUGAUGCCCUGAAAACUUCCCCGUCGAGGCUCAGGACCCACCGAGAGGCUCAGGUGGUGACGAGAGACGCGGCAAGGGAAACUCCGGAUAAAGUGGAAACUCGCGUGGCGUAACGCGUCGUGCGUGUCGCUAGACCGCAUGCGAUG
Messenger RNA from Eufriesea mexicana, 2000 nucleotides. RefSeq names its product trynity (gene tyn). The coding region runs from base 16 to 1866 and encodes 616 amino acids. Lineage: Eukaryota; Metazoa; Arthropoda; Insecta; Hymenoptera; Apidae. Gene Ontology annotation, biological process: anatomical structure morphogenesis. The record is from RefSeq and is a predicted model, not a curated record. The transcript has 10 exons.